Messenger RNA from Zophobas morio, 1286 nucleotides. It is a transcript of the gene Chi-2, whose product is annotated as acidic mammalian chitinase-like. Lineage: Eukaryota; Metazoa; Arthropoda; Insecta; Coleoptera; Tenebrionidae. The transcript is spliced from 6 exons. Gene Ontology annotation, molecular function: chitin binding; chitinase activity. Gene Ontology annotation, cellular component: extracellular region. Gene Ontology annotation, biological process: chitin catabolic process; carbohydrate metabolic process. The coding region runs from base 91 to 1224 and encodes 377 amino acids. The record is from RefSeq and is a predicted model, not a curated record.
UUUUCAAGACUAUAAACUCUCCUAGAAUUCCACGUUGCACUAACUUUUUUCACAUUCUCUUUAAAAUUCUUCAGAAACUAGUCUCAAAAAAUGUUUGUUAAAUGUUUAUUACUGUUUUCGUUUUUGUGUUUACAUCUUCAGUUCAGCUACGGCGUAACAGAUACAGUCGUUUGCUACUACGCCAGCUGGGCUAUUUAUCGUCCAGAUAAAGGAGAAUUUCACCCAGAAAGCAUCGAUCCAACAAUAUGCACCCACAUCAAUUAUGCCUUCUUAGGAAUUUACCCCAAUGGAACUUUGCAAAUGAUAGAUGAAUGGGGUGACAUCGAGAAAGGUAACUUCCAAGAAGUGGAAGCUUUAAAAGAAAUCAACCCAAAUUUGAAAACCAUUAUCAGCGUUGGAGGCUGGAACGCAGGAAAUGCCAUUUUAUCACCUAUAGCCGCAUCCGCAGAAUUUAGAGCAAAUUUAAUUGCUAGUUGUUUAGAAUAUUUCGAAACCUAUGGAUUCAACGGUUUGGACAUCGACUGGGAAUAUCCAGAAGCCAAAGAUAAAGAAAAUUUUAUAACUCUUCUGAGAGAAAUCAAAGAAGCCUUCCAACCCGGAGGAUACGUCCUUACCAUAGCUGUUUCUGCUAUUCCCAUAGAUGACGCCUAUGACAUCCCUGGAAUGUCCGAAAACGUAGAUCUUAUAAAUUUGAUGACUUAUGACUUCCAUAUUGCUGGAGGUGGCAUCACUGGUCAAAAUUCACCACUUUAUUGGGGAGCAGCUGACUCUGCGUGGCAAAAAGAGUACGAAAAUGUGAAUUCUACGGUUGUUAAUUGGGUUAAUGAAGGUGCAGAUCCAGCGAAGCUUACCAUUGGUUUAGCGUUUUACGGUCAUACGUUCCAAUUGACUGAUCCUGCCCAGCACGAUCUUGGAAGUCCCGUAUCAGACGCAGGAAUGUCUGGACCGUAUACUAAAGGUUAUGGUAUCAUGGGUUACAACGAAAUUUGUGAAUUAACUGGCGACUGGACUCGAGUCUUUGACGAUCAACAAAAAGUGCCUUAUAAAUACAAAGACGAUCAGUGGAUUGGGUAUGACGACGAAGAAUCUGUUGCGUUAAAGGUUCAGUAUGCCAAAGAUAACAAUUUGGCGGGUCUUAUGAUAUGGACGGUAGAUAUGGAUGAUUUUCUGGGACUUUGUGGUACCAAAGACGGGUUGUUACAAACAAUCAAAAAUAAUUUGUAAUUGUUGUAAUGAAUGUUUACAAGGUUUCAUCAGAGUUUGAAAUACAUUUCCUUCAAUUGCUA